UGAAUUUGUUUAAUAAACAAUUCAUAGAAUUAUCAUACUCUUCUGAUGGCAUGCUGUCGAAUAUUACAUUACACAUCAAAUAUCACAUUACGCGUCUGUUGUCUAAACAAGGCACUGCGUCGAUAAGAUAUUUUUUCAGAUCAAUGUCCUAUUGCCUCUUAAAGUGCUUGUGAAGCUAACUGGGUUAAUAGUUUAAAACACAAAAUACAUGGUGUAGUAAAGUGGACCAAAAACAAAUACAUAUGGAAAAGAACAAGACUGUCGUUAUUGUCAAUGGGAGUAGUGCAAGUUCGUUGUCAUCAAAUGGAUUUUCUACAUCAGAUGAUAAAAGGACAACAAAAGAGACUUUCGCGUUUGGUUGGGGAAAGUUUCGACCAAAACGGCUGAAUUUCUUGAACUCAUCCGUCUGGUUUAUUAUUAUCUUCGGCGUAUAUAGCACUUUUCAAGGUAUUGCUGCCUGGGCUAUGCCUAGCCUUGUGUUACCAAGCAUUGAACGACGAUUUUCCUUCUCUAGUAAGGAAUUGGGAAUAAUUUCAGCUGCUAAUGAUGCGAGUGCUUUGAUAGUGAUGAUAUUUAUAAGUUUUUAUGGCGAUUAUUGUAACAAGAUAAGAUGGAUGGGUUAUGGUGCUGUGGUUUCUGGUUUUGGUAUCACGAUGUUUGCAUUGCCGCAUUUCAUGAUCGGACAAUAUCGACCUGUCAGUUCAUUCUCUGGUGGUUUAUGUAACACUGGAAACCAAACAGUCGCACAUUGUUUAACUGGAAAUUAUGGAGGAAACUGGUACUACCUAAUUGUGUUUAUCAUUGCUAUGUUGAUCAUGGGAGCUGGAAAUGCUCCAUUUUUUUCUUUAUUCAUUGUUUAUCUUGAUGAAAACAUUAAAUCAAAAUCUUUCCCAUGGUAUCUUGGCAUUUAUAACGCAAUACAAUUCAUUUCACCUGGAAUUGGAUAUCUCAUCGGGGGAAAGUUUCUCAGUAUAUAUGUACACAUAUAUCAGCCCGAUGGAUUUAAGAUGACACCACGUGAUCCGAGAUGGAUUGGAGCGUGGUGGUUAGGAUUUCUUGUUUUUGGUGUACUCACUAUGCUUUUAUCCAUACUUAUGUUUGGUUUUCCACGUGAGUUGCCCGGAGCCAAAAAAAGAAGAUUGGAAAACAAACGUGAAGGCUUUCUUAAUGCAACAAAAAAUAUGAACAUACCCAGCUUAAAGAGUCUUCCAUCUGACUUAAAGGAGCUUUUAAAAAACCGUACGUUUGUUUUUAACACUCUUGGCAUAACAUGUUUUGCAUUUUACACUGGUUCAAUAAUGGUUUUCAUGUCGAAGUUUCUGCGAGUAAAAUUUGGUUUGGAUCCUGCAAAAUCUGGAUAUUAUCUUUCAUUCGUGUCAAUAUCUUCAGCUCUGGUUGGUAACUUUGUUGGUUCUUAUAUUGUCAGAAAGUUUUCUCUCAAAACGUCGUGUAAAAACGCAGCUGCAACAUGCUUGAUUUUACACAUUUUUGCGAUUGGUGGAACACUGAUAUUCUUAAUUCCGUCAUGUCAAAAUAUUCCGUUUGUUGGCGUUUCUGUGGAACAUAACAGUCAAAGCAUAGGAGGUGAAUUGUUAAAGUAUAAAUGUAACGCGGAAUGCCGUUGCUCAUUAAAGUCAUUCUCUCCAAUUUGUGGAACAGAUAAUUUAACGUAUGUUGACGCUUGUCAUGCCGGUUGUAAAACAGUACUUCCAAACAAGAUGUACGCUAACUGCUCAUGUAUAGCUGGCAAAGGAGAAGCAAAACCCGGAUACUGUAAUCGUAAAUGUGAAAAUAUUCUUUUUUUUGUGUUUCUUUCGUUGAUGGCAAGCGCUAUACGUCUCGCUUCAUUGGUCCCGACAAGAACAGUCACACUGAGAUGUGUUCCAGACAACAAACGAGCAUUUGCCACCGGUGUAAAUUAUAUGGUAUUUAAAACAUUCGGACUGCUACCUUCCUCGGUCAUACUUGGACAUAUUGUGGACAAGUCGUGUAAUUUAUGGCAGAAUUUUUGCAAUAAAAAAGGAAGAUGUUUUGAUUACGACAUCCCGCAUCUCAGUGUCAAUAUUAGUAUUUUUGGAGUUGCUUUAUCUGUAUUGACAGCAUUCUUCUAUUGGUUAUCCUGGUAUUUUUGUAAAUCGUCGAAAACUGAAAACGUCUAUUGUGAGGAUAAUCAAUGUACGCCAAGUGAAGAGGAAAAGAAAACAAAAGAUCCUAGUUUCAAACACGAAAAAGCAGAUAUAAAAGAAGCAAUGUCCAAAACAACGAAAUUUUAAACUUGCAUUUUUAGUUUGCAUAAUUUACGAAGCUUUUCAACUUAUAUAUUUUCUUGCUGCACAUUUUAAACUUAGUUUGAAUGUUCGCACUCAUUGUUGUUCGUAUAGCGACAUUAGUAACGCACUUUAUUUUCUGUUUCUCACAUAAAUUACAUUGAUAUAGAUAAAAUUAAGCAUUACUUGCAUAAAUUAUAUAUUACAUUUGAUUAACAGGCUCGAUGUCAAGCAGCUUCAUUGCAUUUUGCAUAACCUAAAAAAUGAAACUGCAAAUCAAUGAUGAAGAAAUAUAUCGAGCUUUUAAUGUUAAUAUUGUACCUGUAAUAGAACCUUAACAAGAUAAAUUCUCGCAAACAUGAUUGAAAACAAAUGUUUCUUUGGCUCCUAUAUAAUCCCAGAGCAAAAUAUAAAUUAGUCCUGUUGGAAA
Xenia sp. Carnegie-2017 is the source of this 2697-nucleotide messenger RNA. Its product is annotated as solute carrier organic anion transporter family member 4A1-like. Bases 243 to 2273 code for a protein of 676 amino acids. The transcript has 10 exons. Gene Ontology annotation, biological process: transmembrane transport. The record is from RefSeq and is a predicted model, not a curated record. NCBI's taxonomy places the organism in Eukaryota, Metazoa, Cnidaria, Anthozoa, Malacalcyonacea, Xeniidae. Gene Ontology annotation, molecular function: protein binding; transmembrane transporter activity. Gene Ontology annotation, cellular component: membrane.